CACAAGAUAACUGUUUGCCAUGGAGUGGGGUGUGUUGCCUUGGCCACCCGCGACAGCCGGAUCUCACAGGCAAGGGUGGGAUGAGGUUCUGGAUUCCAGGCAAGUGUAAAGCCACGGGGGAUGGUUUGUCAUCCUCAGUUCUUCCAAAAGCUUAACACUUGACUGAGACGUGAGAGUCGGGGUGGAUCCUAACAAUAACUGAAUCAGCAUGAAGUUAGGAAAUGCUAAUCCUCAAAAUUAUUAGUGACUUCUGUCUUCAAACUUACCAGUGGCCAUGGAGACGGGUGUUGGGAAGACCGUGAACAGUUUACGGAAACAUGAGUUUGUAGGAGACUUUGCCAAGAACCUUGUAGCCAGGUGGAAGAAGCUGGUGCCGGUGUCCCAGGAGGCAGACAGAAAUAACUUAGAUUCUGAAGACCGUGACUAUGAGAGGAGCAGUUCAAGCAAAAGACAUCAGGAACCCUCCCUCAGAGAGGAUGAGGAACCUGACCAGGAGUAUUCAGAACCCUUCCAGCCAUCUUGCAGCCAGUCCUAUAGCCCAGAUCCUAGGGAAAAGAAGUCCAAAAGGUAUCCUAGGCCUGAGAGAGCCCAUGAGACUUAUGGCUACAGCAGCCACGAGGGGAAGGCUUGGGGCAGAUCUUCCCCAGUGCUCUCUUCAGAUCAGGAGUACUCGGACUGUGGACAGGCUGGGUCACCUGAGCCAAGUGCGAGCCCUCAGGACAUAUACACAGACCCUUAUGCCUCUGAGGAGCAGGAAGAGCCAGUAUUUCAUCGGAAAGCCAGUAAAGGCCACAGCUUUCAGGAGAAGCUGGAGGGAGGCCGGGAAAGGAACCCCAGUGAGUUCCAUGACAAAGGGAACAUGAGUCGAAGCAAAGAGCAUAAGUCUUCUCACAAGAAGCAGCGACUCGACGGCAGAGAGGAGGACAGGAGCUCUGUCUUCAGCCCAGAAAGAUUGCACAAAACCUCUUUUAAAGAGCAACUCCAAGAGGCCCCCAUGGCAGGGGGCAGCAAGGAGAAGCAGAGGACGUCAGAUGGCAGCAAGAAGGAGAAGAACCGAGAAAGUGGUGCUUCCAGAAAGGAGAAGUUGCACAUGUUGCCGCACUCGGAAGAGACUUUGGACAACCAUGUUAAGAAGCAAAAACAUCGGGACUCUGAAAAAGGCAAAUUGGAAAAGCCCAAGUUGAGCUUGGAGACCUCGAACUCUGAGCGGGAGAAACGGAAAGCUGAGAGUGACUCAUCAAAUAGGAUUAAAGAGAAGGGGAUUUCUGGGAGCUUAAAAUCUUCGGAGGGGAAGCGCAAAGCCUCCGACACAGACAAAAAAUCUGGGGGCUUUUCCUCCGGUUUUGGGGAGGGGGAAGUGGAGGAUGAAUUUGAACAACCGACAAUGUCCUUUGAGUCGUACCUCAGCUACGACCAGCCCCAGAAAAAGAAAAAGAAAGUGGUCAAACCUUCAGUACCAGCGGGGGAGAAAGACCGAGGGCACAGCAAACAGAACGGAUCCAAAGCCGGUACCAACAGCUCCAGCUCGAGUCGGAAAAGUCCAAGCCACAAGCGAGCAAGUGAGAAAAAGGCAGAGAAGAAACUACCAGAGUCUCCUAAACCAAAGAGGAUACUUUUAGAUGUGGUACCAACAUUACCAGAGAUCCCACUGCCUCCAAUCCAGGCCAAUUACCGCCCUCUUCCUUCAAUCGAGUCCAUUACCUGCUCCCAGACGAAAAGGAAAGCAGUGUCCUCGCCGGUUGAAGAGAGCGAAGCGGGUUUUACCGGCCGCCGGUUGAAUUCAAAGAUGCAAGUGUAUUCAGGCUCUAAAACUGCCUACCUCCCCAAGAUGAUGUCUCUGUAUCAGCAGUGCAUCAGAGUCCUCAGUAACAACAUUGACUCAAUCUAUGAAGUGGGUGGUGUCCCUUUCUCAGUGCUGGAGCCAGUAUUGGAGAGAUGCACCCCCGAGCAGCUGUACCGCAUUGAGGAGUGUAACCAUGUCCUCAUUGAGGAUACGGAUCAACUGUGGCACAAUCACUGUCUCCGAGACUUCAAGAACGAGAAGCCGGAUGAGUUUGAGUCCUGGCGGGAGAUGUACCUUCGGCUGCACGACGCGCGAGAGCAGCGGCUGCUCAUGUUAGCACGGAACAUCGGCUCCGCUCAUGCCAACAAACCCAAAGGUAGAGUGGCCAAAAUGGCAUUUGUGAACUCUGCAGCAAAGCCCCCCCGGGACGUACGAAGGAGACAAGAGAAGUUUGGAACUGGAGGACCUCUGCUGCCAGAGAAGACCAAAAUAAAACCAGUCCUGUACACAUCGAGCAAAAGCCACACUCGUGUGAGUGAGGAGCAGUCCUAUGAUGGGCCCAGCACCAGCAGUGCCCAUUCUGUCCCAUCUUCAGGUAGCACCUUCUCCUCCUACGACCCCAAGAAACCACCAGUGAAGAAAAUUGCACCCAUGAUGGCAAAGACUAUCAAAGCUUUCAAGAACAGGUUCUCUCGGAGAUAAGCUUGCAGUGCAGAUCUGGGACUUGCCCUCUGGUGGGGAGUGGCACUGAAGGGGGAGAAGGUACUCACAGCCCUUUUCCUUGAACUCUUUGGAGGCUGCAGCUGCUGGGAGAAGCUUUGAUCUGCACAAGACAACAGCACAGUAUUUUAUCUUUUAUUCUGGUCCCUUUCUCAGUGUCAAGCCCCCUCUUUUCCACCUGCCCUUAACAUCCUGUUUCUGGCUUUGUCGUCCGUCAAAAGAAGGGUGUACAAAAUCUCCCGACGCAAGAAAAUGUGAAGUCUUGGCACCUGCUGAGGGUGGAAGAUCCAGAGACUAUUUACUAUUUAACCUCUUCAUAAAUUAUAAAAUGGUUUUAAUUAAUAUUUUUUGCCCCCUGUCCCAUUGGUAUUUAUGUUGCUCCCAGUAGUCUUCCCCCUCCUGAUGCAGGGCAAGGAUCAGCCUCUCCGUGGCUCCAUCUGUCUGAGUGGACACUGGGUGUCCUUCCGUGUGAUCUGGGACCUCCUGGGCUCCCUGGGACAGGCAGCACCCAUCUGCUCAGUGGUCUUCUGGCAAGCGUGUCAAGUCCCGAGGCUUUGCUCCCUACUUGUCUGUUAAUCUUCGCUCUCAACCUUCUCUCUGCUCUUACUGUAGAUCUUGUACAGAUGCUUACAUUGUUGUGCAGGGAUGCCAAGAGCCGCUGGGGACUUCUCUGCUGCUGCUGUUGUCUUCUGCUGCCUACUGGGAAUAAAACUACAAAGGGCUUGGGGAGAAAUUUUCCUGUGCACCAAGUCAGAUUUUAACUUCUUUCUCCUUUUUUUUUUUUUCCCCCCUUUUAAUUGAGAAGGUUACAGGGGACUUUGCCUCUGGAAUUGGAAACAGUUUUUAAAGCUCAAUGAAGGCGUCAGUUUGCCUCUUUUAGCAGAAAGAAGGAAUACUUUUAUCAUGUUUCCUGUGUGCAAUUGGGAAGGAUUUAUUUCCAGUUUGAAAGCUGGUGCUUAAAUCCUGCCUGUUCCCUGUAUGUCUGCCCCCGCUUUGGAAAAAGCAAGGAUUUUAGUCUUGGAACCUAAAACCACUUGCCUGGUGUUGGAGGGAAGUGAAUAACAGAACGUGGUCUGGUUUUAAUGUGUGUAUAGGUGGUAGCAGGAGUUCAGGAAUGGGUUGUACCUGGUGUCUGUGGGGCUGCAGCCCCUGCGUGUGGGUUCAGGUGGCCUCGCUGAGCAGACACAAGCAGCCGUUAAACAUUGAGCCUGAUUGUGGUGAACGUUUCCACUUGCGGGUUACAAAAGCAACCUCACCAGAGGUGCUGUGAGCAGAGGUUGGAGCUGGUUAGACCCAGGUUGUGCAGGGGCAGCUGGCAGCACUGUCGGGGCUCGGAGGUCCCACUGGGUCAGAAAGGGGAGAGCUGCUCCUGUUCCAAGCCAUAUUCACUGCCCUGGGACUGUGCUGUCUAGGUGGAAAAGGUGUUGAUGGUGGAUGCUGUUGCUGCUGGGUUUGUGUGGCUGCCACAUGCUGAACCAGUGGAGUUGUCUGUGCACUGACUGGGGAACCUUGCUGUGAAGAGUCCUCCCCGUAGGGCUCUAGAAAAAUCCCUGUAUGCUUCUGGUUUCUGUUGGUUCCUUUCUUUGUUAUCCUCCUUUUUUUUUUUCUUUCCUUAAACCCAUUCUGAACACUUGUCUCUUCGUUUAUUUGGGCUCUUCUUUCCUUAUUUUGAAGGUCUUGGAAAAAUGUUCUCAGACUCUCACGUGCUGUAAGUUGGUUACAGUCCCAGAUGCUUUAAUGUUCCCGUGCAGCAUUUCAGUGUGUGUUGUGCUGUAAAAUACUGGCUCCUUACUCUUGCGUUUUUUGCUGUAUUUAAUUUUGCUGUAUUUUUAAUUAGAUAACAAUAUAUUAUCUUCUGCUGACCGUUGUGCUACCAUUUAUUUCUCCUCUGUACUUGGGGUAGGGGCAGAGGGGGAGGGAAGUGGAGUCUGGCAUCAUGUCCAGGCCCUAACGGAGCCUCGAGCAGAGGAGCUGGGCGUUGCUAAACUGCCACUUGCUGAACACUACAGCAGCCCCUCGGAUGUGAUACUGCCCAAAGCAUUGCUGGUACAGGGUGAUGCCCCUUCCCUCUCAGCCUCUUUGCCGUGGGCUUUGCUGCCUGUGUCUGUGUUUCAGCUUGGCUGGGUGGCAGGGAGGGGGCCAGAGUUGAGGUCGGUGCCUGGGGUGUUACUUGUGCAAUUCCCAUGUGCUCCACUCACGCAAAGGACCGGAGCAGAGCUGCCUCUUCCCCCCUUCGCCACACCGCGGGCAGGAGGGGGGUGACUUUGACUUGCAUUUGUAUUUUGGUCCCCGACUGUGUACAUACACUUUUCUAUGUUCUUUUCUUUUUUUUUUUUUUUUGUGGUAACUAAGAUGAAUAUUUUAAUUAGAUAAGUUAUAUGAAAAGCAGAAAAUCAUGUCUCAAUAAAAGCCAAACACUGGACCC
Molecule: messenger RNA, 4928 nt
Organism: Strigops habroptila (Kakapo)
Lineage: Eukaryota; Metazoa; Chordata; Aves; Psittaciformes; Psittacidae
Gene: ELOA
Product: elongin A
Exons: 10
Coding region: 275-2485 (736 amino acids)
Biological process (GO): transcription elongation by RNA polymerase II
Cellular component (GO): elongin complex; nucleus
Molecular function (GO): protein binding
Source: RefSeq, a predicted model, not a curated record